This is a messenger RNA of Haplochromis burtoni (Burton's mouthbrooder), 4300 nucleotides long. RefSeq names its product protein kinase cGMP-dependent 3 (gene prkg3). Gene Ontology annotation, biological process: protein phosphorylation. The record is from RefSeq and is a predicted model, not a curated record. Lineage: Eukaryota; Metazoa; Chordata; Actinopteri; Cichliformes; Cichlidae. The transcript is spliced from 22 exons. Gene Ontology annotation, molecular function: cGMP-dependent protein kinase activity; ATP binding. Bases 106 to 2157 code for a protein of 683 amino acids.
GGAAAAGUGGAUAUCGUGGAGCAGCUCAAGGUGAUUAUUUGGCUCCUGUGAUCCAUGCGGCCUUCAUAGGCAGGACAUUAGAUCACCUUGUCUGCUGAUCACACCAUGCCUGCAGCUAUGGAGAAGCAAAUAGAGGAGCUGAAGCAGCAGCUGGAAAAGCAAUGUCUGAUCAACAAGGAGCUGCAGAGGCAAAAUAAGGACCUAGAAAAACGACUCACCGAGAAAGAGAAACUCCUGCAACAACUGCAGACUCAGUAUCAUGAUCUCGACUUUCCCUCUCAGACCGGUAAUGAGAUUGAACCUGAGGUCAGGAAGAGCCGUGCAGCUGUCAUAGCUUCAGAACCAAUCCCGGAGAACCUGGAGAUUAAACGGGCGAGGGUGAAGAAAAAUGUCAGUGAGACGAGCCUAAUUGUCAAAGCUAUCCAGAAGAAUGACUUCCUGAGCCGGUUAGAUGAUGAGCAAAUAGCCAUGAUGGUGGACCUGUUAAAGGUAUCUCACUUCAAUCCUGGAGAUGAAGUCAUUCAGGAAGGCUCUGAAGGAGACAGCAUGUACAUUGUGGCAGCUGGUGAGCUUUCUGUGAGCCAGUCUGGCCGUGACCUCCGAACUCUAACUAAUGGUGAUGUUUUUGGAGAGCUGGCGAUUCUGUACAACUGCAAAAGGACAGCAACAGUCAAAGCAAAGACACCUGUGCAUCUGUGGUGCAUGGAGCGACAGACCUACAGAAGCAUUAUGACCAACAAGUCCAAGAAGAAACGAGAACAGCUCAUGGGCUUCCUGAAGACGGCCCACACUCUGAAGGACCUGAAUGAUGUCCAGUUGUCCAAAAUCAUUGACUCCAUGGAGGAGGUGAAGUACCAGGACAAAGAUGUUAUAGUUCGAGAGGGAACAGAAGGAAACGCAUUCUACAUCAUCCUCAAAGGAGAGGUGUUGGUGACUAAGAACGUGAACGGUCAUCAGAAGCAGAUUCGCAGGAUGGGAAAAGGGGAGCAUUUCGGGGAACAGGCCCUCAUACGCGAGGUCUUGAGGACAGCAACCUGCACUGCCGACGGCCCUGUUACCUGCUUCUCCAUUGACAAGGAGGUAUUUGAAGAAACAAUUCCCGUAGAGCACCUGGAACUCUUUGAUGACUCCAAAGUGAUGCAGGAGGCGCAACCUCCAGAAAAGUCGAGCCCCAGCUCCACUCUGAGAUUGAAGGAUCUGGUUCCAGUCUUCUAUCAGGAGGGUCGCUAUCAAGGAGAUCCUGUCACACUUGGAGUCGGAGGAUUUGGCCGUGUGGCACUGAUGACCACCCUGCCCCAUGGAAAAUAUUACGCCGUGAAGAGAGUCAGCAAGAAGCACAUUGUUGCCAAGAGACAGGAAGAGCACAUGCUGUUUGAGAAGAAGAUCCUUAAAGCUGUGCAGUGUGAAUUCAUUGUCAGACUUCAUGGAGCUUUCAAAGACACACGAUACAUCUACAUGGUGAUGGAGUUCUGUAGUGGUGGGGAAAUCUGGACCAAACUCAAAGAAGUAGGUCGUUUUGACGAGCCUGUCGCUGUGUUCUGCACUGCCUGCGUGGUGGAGGCCUAUGCUUACCUCCACAAGAAGAACAUCAUGUAUAGAGACCUAAAGCCUGAGAACCUGAUGCUGGAUGCGAAGGGCUACGUCAAACUGGUUGACUUUGGUUUUGCAAAGGAGCUGGUUCGGGGUGAGAAAACCUACUCAUUUGUUGGUACUCCUGAGUACAUGGCUCCAGAGAUCAUCAAGAACCAGGGACAUGACUUUGCAGUUGACUUUUGGUCUCUUGGCAUCCUGAUUUUUGAACUAUUGGCGGGAAGCCCUCCCUUUUCAAGCUCAGAGCCCCAGAAGAUUUAUGCCAAAAUUUUGGAUGGGGAGCUCCAUUAUGCACCUUAUAUGAGCGAAGCAGCUAAGUCCAUUAUCAGUAAACUGUGCAGACCUCGGCCUGGUCAGAGAUUAGGAAACACCAAAAAUGGGAUCAAAGAUAUCCGGCAUCACAGGUGGUUCAGCAGUAUGAACUGGCACAAGCUGCGUGUGGGUCAGCUUGAGGCUCCCACAGCACGGCUUAUCCGCAAGGGUCCCUGCUACAUCAACUUUGAUCGCUUCCCUCUUGAUCAGACGAAGGCAGAAGAGGAGUUCUCUGGCUGGGACUGUGACUUCUGAUUCUGCUAUGUUAAAGGAUCAAGAAGAGAUCCCCAUAUAGGAUAAUUGUAGGUGGCCUGAGCUGGGGCCAAAACAGGGCUAAACUCAUAUGAGGGUGGGAAGAAUUUCCUGUUUGGAAAAAACAAAACAAACAACCAAGUUGAUUUAAAUUUGAUUAUUGGAGUGAAACUGUAUCGAAUCACGCACUUUAGACGUGUGCCGAAAUUCCUCUUUUGCUAUUCUAAAACAACCAUAAAGGUGGAUAAGGGGCAAAAAUAUGUAAAUGUGUUACAAGAACAUGGUACAACAUUUUGUUUCCAAAUACAGUCCAAGUCAAUUUGGUGUCUGGUGGAGAAGUGCCAAUAACAACAUCUAUAUAACACUUUUUACUGAUUCCAAUAAAAACACCCAUCCCUGUGUUUAGUGGAGAGUUUCUGUCAUAUGGUACAACUUGUACCAAACAACAACAACAAAAAACCCCUGUCCUUAUCAAACCUGGAAACAGAAUCAUUUCUAAUGCCAUAGCUGUAAUGUAUGUCUGUGUCUAUUGUUCCUUUCAAUCUUUAAAGUUUUAAAGAAAAAAAAAGUGCUUAUCCUCUUGAUAAAGUUGUUUACGUUACACUGUUACUUUCUUGUGGUGUUAGGCCUUGAUUUCUAGAUAAAAAGAUAACUGAACAUCAUGAUGAAGAAUACCUUUUUGAUUGAAGAUAAAGAAAAAUUGCCCUCAUACACUUGAUUCAGCUCAAUUUGUUACUGUGCUGCAAUAAAAUACCGAGCCGAUUUGAUUUACUUUUUUUCCUCCUGCUGACACCAAAGUAUUCAGAGAUUAGAUUUGUGAUAGAUAACAAUACAUGGUGGAAAUGCGUUUUUAAGAAUGUUAUCAGGGUGGAAAGUGGCCUGUGACAGAAUAAGGGUUUAAUCUCAUGUUCUUGACAAUGGCUGCAGCUGACUGUUUGGGUCUGGAAAGGCACAGCUGUCUGAUGUGGCAGCAGGUUUUAGGGCUGGAGGAAGGAGUCUUCCUGUCCCCUCCUGUUAAUGUGCACGAUGUGCCUGUUGAGACCAGUUUUCCACAUCACGACACAAACUUCACAGGAAUAAAAACCACAUCUUCCAGAGGGAAAAUACCCGCUGCCAGAUGUUUCCUUCCUACAGAACACAUUGAAGCAUAGACUCUAAUACCCCAGCAGCAAUGACAGAAGCAGCCCAGAGGAUGCACAGUAUAGUUACAAGUAUUUCCUAUUCACAGCAGUAAACCGUGACUUCCUGUUUGCAGAUCACUUUGUUUUACCUGUGAUGCAUGUGGUAUGAUUAACAGAGCAAACACAAUAUACUCUGUUUAUCCAAUCCCAGUAACUCAUAACAGUUUUCUGAUUUCUUGUCGCUCUCUCGAGUAACAUUCAUGUGUAUUGAAGCCCCAUUUCUUCCAAUGAUGCCAUAGAUUUCAGCUGCACUGAAUGCAUCUCCAGACUCAUUAUAAACGAUAGAUUGAGCAGAAAGGGGAUCGAGGCUGAUAGACUCAAACGAACAUUUGCACAGUCAAGAGAUUGAUGUGGUCUUAUCCUGACUCCUGUCUGUGAGUCUCUCUGUCUUCAAGCUCAUUUUCUUGCGAGGAAUAUUGACUGAGCUCCAUGUGAGAGGAUUGUCUCAUGCAGCCUGAAGUUUAACCUGAAACACUAAAGAAGAAAAAAGAAACACCAGGGAAAAGCAAACAUUUGCGCCCCGCUGUGUUCUUUCACUAAAUGUCCUUCCCGGUUGUGUUUUCUCCACUGAGCAGUCUUGAGUUAAUUAGGCUCAGUGCUAACACCUGUGCUGAUUAAUUAUUGUUUGCACCUGUGCUGAGUCUACUUAAGCCCCUCUCUUUGCUUGCUGCUUUGUUUGGUCACUUAUGUUUGAGAGGUCUGAGUGGGCAUCUGUUUCUGCGUAAGGCAGCCCUGAUGAGUGAUUGGCUGCCCUGAGAAAGAAUACAAAAGUGCAGGAAACAUGUAACCACUUCAAUCAGCACUCUCGAUCUGACUUCUCCAUGCAGGUAUUAUAUUUCCCAUAACGGGAUCAUAAAGGAGCCACUACUUGAUGCUCUAUUAAAAGCACUCCAGUCUGGAGAUUUUAGUGUGUGUGUGUUUUUUCCUAUACCCCAAUGAACCAUCAAAACCCAGAACAUGUAAAA